GACCGAACUCACUGCACCAGACCCGGACUAGACCCAGUCCCAAACCAGCAGCCCUUGCACCUGGAGGGACCGCUGCCGAGUAAGAAAGAUAGACUUCCGCCUGCUCGUCUCGCCUUCACACUCGCCUUCUCAUAAUAGCCCGCAACUUGCCCGUCUCUUUUCUGUUUUCCGCUCCCUUUCGAUCCUCACUUUCACUCUCACUCUUACUCUCACUCACUCUCACUCUCACUCUCACAAGCCCCGACUUAUCUCAACAUCCGCCCGUCCAGGUCUGGUACUCAAGGCAGAGAUUUCCCCCAACUCUACACCCAUCCCCAGCAGUGGCUGCAUGUGAUAUCGUCACCAAGUACUUUGCCGCCAACACCACCACCGCCACCACCACCACCACUACCACUACUCACGAGUCGCGACCUAGCUUCCGCUCGGCACUAAGUCCCUUUGCCUCGCAUAUAUACCACAUCCCCCGCAAGACGUGGCCGCGAGGGAGCGACACCAUCGUAAAUCACUACCCUCAACCUACCUCUCAUCACCACAACCAUGGCUUCAACCACCACCACAGCAACAACACCCAUGCCCAACAUCGGCGGUCUGCUGGCCCCGUUGUUGCCCGCCUUGGUGCCGGCGAGCGUGUCUGCCCAGCCCGCCAUCGGCGUCCUGCCCCUCCUCAGCCCCAUCAUGAGGCAACGAGUCCAACUGCUUUCGGAGGCCAGCACAGAGCCCUGGCUCCGUCUGCUCGCGUACGACACAAACAAGGCCGCGCGCCUGUCCGAAGUCGUUCAGAGCGGCAGGCUAGAACCGCAUCCUGUUUCGGGAGAAGUUGAGGUCGACUGGGAGUACGAUGCCAAGACAAGGUACAGGCGGCUCGAUCUUGAGACCCUGCAGGCCUUCGUUGCCCUCGAGGAGCUCGAGUUGACUUUCCAACUGAUCUACUGUGUCGGCGACAAGGACGGCGGCGGCGAUGGCUGGAGGAUCGGCGAGGUCAGCGUUACCGACAAGGCGGCACCCUUUGGGACAUUCGGCGGCUACUCGACCAUUGCCGAGGCCGAGAAGGCCUACGCCGACGAGAAGUCCAAGGCAAGCGCUGCUGCAAAGGCUCCAGCCACCACAGCGCACAGCCAUGUCCCCGAGGCUGAGGACGACGAGGACGAUGGGUACUGGGACAGGUACGACGCAACUCCUGCGCGUACGCCAGCAAACGAUCCUCCCGCCGUCAAGCGCUCUCCUGCUCCUCACGUACCCCAGCCAUCACAGCUUGGCCAGUUCCGAACCGAUUCGGCCGAGGACGCGUACUAUGCACAGUAUGAUUCAGUACAGCCGGCCAUGGACGGCCACGACCCCGAUGAGGAAGUCGAGGGCUUCGAUCCCGCUCCUCCGCUGGGAUUGGGCACCGUCAUCAGCCACGACAACUCGGAGGGAGGACUCAACGAGACGAACGGCUCCUGGACGUUGGCCGAGCCGCCGCGGUCGCCCUCGAUUCACAGCCAGCAGGACGAGGACAGGGCCGCCGUGCUCCUUCACCCGCGUCCGGCUUCGAGCGCGAGCAGCAACGGCAGCCGCUUGGUCGAGAAGCUUGAGGAGACCGUGGGCAAACAGGACCAAAACGAGUUCGGCGUCAAGCAGCACGUAUCAAGGAGCAUUCGCAGCCUUUUCCUUUUGUCGCGCUCAUCUGGUAUCGACAGGGAAGAAUUUGAACGCUUGGUGAAGACCGAAUUGGACGUACUCGGUAUGAUUGAAGACGACGAGGUUUGAGCGAUUGCCGAGGCCGGGUGGUUUCUUCCUUGUAUAUAAAGAUUUUCAUGUGCUUGGAGGUGUUCCGUGGGGAUAUCCGCAGAGGCAAGCUGUCACUCUGCAUAGGUCCGGGGGUGCAUGUACAACGGCGUUAUGUCUUGCCAUAUCUCAACAACGAGGAAACAUGAAUCAUACAAGAAGAGAAGUCCUUGGAGGUGAUGUGCCUGGUGAAAAAAAAUAUUGAAAGCGAUU
Messenger RNA from Colletotrichum destructivum, 1980 nucleotides. RefSeq lists its product as uncharacterized. The transcript has a single exon. NCBI's taxonomy places the organism in Eukaryota, Fungi, Ascomycota, Sordariomycetes, Glomerellales, Glomerellaceae. The record is from RefSeq and is a predicted model, not a curated record. The coding region runs from base 538 to 1749 and encodes 403 amino acids.